AUGGGUGAUAAUAAUGAUAAGAAUAUUAUAAAGAAUAAGAAACGCUUCACAUUAAAUACCCUAUUUUUAGGAACACUUUUUACUAACACAAUAUUUGACAUUAUAAUCAUAAUUAUUUUACCUUUUGGGAUGAACCUUUUAAUUUUAUUAACCAUCGUUACUUUUUUAUGGGGAUUCUUUGCGAUCGUUAGGAAAAGAAUACGUUAUUUUAUAGGAUUUUGUGUAAUAAACUUGGCCCCUAUUUUAAUUUUAAUUAAUGCUACUUUUAAUUCAGAUGAUGAUAAUAUUAAAUAUAUAUUGAUUAAGAAUAGUAAAAAUGUUAAAUUGAAUAAUGAUCAAAAAAAGUUUAUUCUUGUUGCUAGUAUAUUAAAAAUAAUUAUCGAAGUAAUAUUUAUUAUUAUUGCUAUCAUUAUAUGCAAUGUUAAUUAUGAAAAAUCUGGAGAAACUGAAAAAUCUGAAGGAACUAAGGAUACUAACUCAAAGAAAUUAAAUAUUAUACAAAAAUUUCUUGAGGGAUCCCCAGGAAAUAUUUACAUUGCAUACAAACUUUUUAAUUUCUCUUUAUAUUUAUCGUUAUAUUUUAUUCUCAUAAUGAAUGGAAUAUUAUCAUUAUACGGUUUUGAAUUUAUUCCUACUAAAGAUAUAGGACAUCUAGUUUUAUUUACAAUUUGUCUUUUUAUUCCUUCUUUUUUUAUAUUAUAUCUCUCAAAUAAAACAAUCAAAAAAAAAAAUCAAAAAGUAAGAAUCUUUAAAUAUAAAUAUCUUUUAAUUGUUGAUAUUUCCCUUGGUUUUCAAAUUGCAUUUUGCAUAGCAUUAUUAUUAUAUAUUGGUUUAAAAUAUAAAAAUUAUCGUAAUUAUUGUAAUAUUAUAACAAUACCAAUUAUAACAAUGAUUUCAUCAUUAUUAACAAUUAUAACAUCAAUAUUAUUUUAUCGUAAGUCUAAAAAUAAAGAUUUUAUUGAUGAAUUUUUUAUACUUUAUUUGAAGCAAGAAUAUAAAUUGCAUUCAGAUAAUGAAUAUGAUCAUCAAGAUGAUGAUGAUGAUGAUGAUGAUGUACACGAAAACAUUUUAACCGAAAUAAUACACAUAAUAGACAAAAUACUCAUAAAACUUGGAAAAUCAUUAUCGUGA
This is a messenger RNA of Rhizophagus irregularis DAOM 181602=DAOM 197198, 1131 nucleotides long. RefSeq lists its product as uncharacterized. The record is from RefSeq and is a predicted model, not a curated record. NCBI's taxonomy places the organism in Eukaryota, Fungi, Glomeromycota, Glomeromycetes, Glomerales, Glomeraceae.